Messenger RNA from Felis catus (domestic cat), 5811 nucleotides. RefSeq names its product ATPase 13A5 (gene ATP13A5). The record is from RefSeq and is a predicted model, not a curated record. Gene Ontology annotation, molecular function: ATP hydrolysis activity; polyamine transmembrane transporter activity; ATP binding. The transcript has 27 exons. Gene Ontology annotation, biological process: intracellular calcium ion homeostasis; polyamine transmembrane transport. Gene Ontology annotation, cellular component: late endosome membrane. Bases 2527 to 5388 code for a protein of 953 amino acids. Lineage: Eukaryota; Metazoa; Chordata; Mammalia; Carnivora; Felidae.
UGUCAUGCUGCUGGGCUGGGAAUUACAACAGUGUGUCAAGGCAAGUGAGGCUGCCGGGCUGGGAAUUACAACAAUGUAUCAAGGCAAGUGAGAGCUGCGUGGGGACCCCUACCAAGAAGCCCUCACCUCCCCUGAUGGGCUUUACUUGGUGAAUGACAUCUGUCCUAUCACAUUUGUAAUUGCAGCUGCGAUAUAUCCAAGUGCGGAAAAUCAGGUAUGUUUGGGACAACUUGGAGAAGAGGUUUCAGAAAGUCGGCCUGCUGGAAGACAGCAACUCCUGCUAUGAUAUCCACCACACGUUUGGACGGGGCCUGACCAGUGAAGAGCAAGAGGUCAGGCUUCCCAGAAACCAGGCAAAGAGGGAAAAUGGACACAUUUAUGUGGUCACCUUUUUGGUAGCAAAAAGCAAAUCAGGACAUCAGGAGAGACAACAUCCUGAAGAUAAAUUUUCAGAAGGCCUUGGGAAGAAAAAUAUUCCAGGAGGUUCCCCGCUCCUAUCUUCACUCAUUCAUGAACUGGAUGCCACUUUCACUGCCUGUCUUAGGUCCACAGGGACUUGAGGCAAUUCUCUUAUCUCACAGAAACAGGGAAAACCACACCUACCUUACCCCCAUCCAUCCAAUAGUCUUAUGAGGACAGUUGUGCACCUCCUCAUUUUCUUUUCACUUAAUGCCCUGCUCCUGCCUCCUUUGUUUACCCUCCUGAAAUAGAAGGAGAAAUGUUUGGUGGUCAAGACAGCUCUUAACGUGGGCCCCAGACCAGUCACCCUGUUGGUAACCCAGCUCUCUGGAAGAAGAAAAGCUUGGAUGGAGAGAGUCUGCCAAAUUCUAUCGUGGGAAAAACAACAGCUAUUGCUGAUUUCAAGCCACCAACGUGACAUCACUGAAUGUGGAGCUUGGAAGAGAUGUUCCCUGUCAGUUUGGGUAUACUUCAGGGCCGAACUUAAUUCUCAACGUCUGUCACUUGACUGGGAAAAAAGGGCAUGCCUGUGAGUACCAGAGGAAAGGAAUCUUGAGUCACAGGCAGCAAACCCAGCAGCACAUGCUGUUUGACCUCUCUGUCUCCCAGCAUCUCUGCACCUCAGUGUUUUCACACAUGGAGUCAGAAGACCCUGGUUUGUGUCCUCUGGGAUCCAUGCAAAUCAUUGCAGUAGGAAAGGCGCGGCUUGGAAAUCAAACUUGGGCUGAGCUCUGUUACACCUUAUAUUCAGGAAACGUCAUGCACAUUGCACCAUCAGUGCUCAUGGAGUGUGAGGUGGAGUCGUGGAGCCCACGGUGUGACACCUGGACCCGCUUCUUUCCUGCUCUGUGGCUCUGGGGGAGUUACUGAGUUUAUCUGAACUUCAGUUUCCUUUAUAAUAAAGAUGAUAAUAUGAAACCUCGUAGAGGUAAUGUGAUGAUUACAGGAGAUAAUACGUAUAAAAGGCUAAGAGUUGCAUUGUCACAAUUAAUACUAGAUAUGGGUACCUUUGGCAGAACACACACAAUGAAUAGUUUUUUCCAUUGGCAAAAUGGGAGAUAUUAGCCCUUUCCUUUAGACCGUUGUGACAAACGAGAGAAUCUUGUGUGAGAACGCUGUAGAUUGUCAGAUGCUGUACAAACAUAAGGGCCUCUUACUGGAAUGUACUCAUGUGUGGAUUAGCAAAGUGUUAGAUGUGAAGACCAUAUAUCAUCUUCUAGUUUGUUGGCUCAUUCAUUCAUGUAUUUAUUUUCAUAUACUAAGGGCCUGUCCUAGGUGCUGAAGAGACCAAGGUAAGAUAUAUAUGAUCUCGAACAUCAAGAGCAAUCUAGAAUGCCUAAUUCUAGAAACAUAGUCACAUCUGGGUCUUGUUAGGUGUUCUCAAAAUGUGAUUGAAUUGUUUAAAAAAUAACUCAACAUGCCUUUCUAACUGCAUUUUGAUUCUUGAGUUGCAUUAAGAUAUUUUUUUUAACUAGAAAAUCAACUUUGUCCAUCAGGCACUUUCAUUUUAAAACUAUGUUAAUAUUUUAGGAUGUGCACAUUAAUAUUUUUUUAUUAAAGGCACAAAGAGCCUUAAAGGUAGAGAAGUGACUUUUGCCUAGUUUGGUUGUACUCACUUAUCAAUGUGGUUUUAUUUUUAUUUAUUUUUAUUUUUUUAAUUUUUUUUAAAUAUGAAAUUUAUUGUCAGACUGAUUUCCAUAAAACACCCAGUGCUCAUCCCCAAAGAUGCCCUCUUCAAUACCCAUCACCCACCCUUUCAAUGAGGUUUUAGAUUUGGCACUUAAUUGGUGAUCACUUUCUUACAGAAGAUUAGUGUGUGGGCCCAAUGCCAUUGAGGUAGAAAUCCAGCCCAUAUGGAAGCUGCUUAUUAAACAGGUUUUAAAUCCAUUCUACGUAUUCCAAGCCUUUACCCUAACUUUGUGGCUGUCUCAAGGUUACAUAGAAUACUCUGUGGCCAUCAUCAUCUUGUCUAUUAUCUCCAUUGUCUUAAGUGUGUAUGAUUUGCGACAGCAAUCAGUGAAGCUGCACAACCUUGUGGAGGAUCACAACAAAGUCCAGGUUACAGUCAUGGUAAAGGACAAAGGUUUGCAGAAGCUGGAAUCCCAUCUCUUGGUUCCUGGGGAUACUCUUAUUCUUCCAGGAAAAACUUCAUUGCCAUGUGAUGCUAUCCUGAUUGAUGGAAGCUGUGUGGUGACUGAAGGCAUGCUCACAGGAGAAAGCAUACCUGUCACAAAGACGCCACUGCCCUAUACGGAGAACACCGUGGCCUGGAAAUCCCACAGCUUGGAGGACUAUCGGAAACAUGUCCUUUUCUGCGGGACAGAGCUUAUCCAGGUCAAGCCGUCUGGGCAGGGGCCAGUGAGAGCAGUUGUUUUGCAAACAGGUUACAAUACUGCCAAAGGGGACUUGGUGAGAUCCAUCCUCUAUCCCCGACCUCUGAACUUCAAGCUAUACAAUGAUGCCUUCAAGUUUAUAGUGUUCUUGGCCUUCCUUGGCAUUGUGGGUUUCUUCUAUGCCCUUGGUGUAUAUAUGUACCAUGGAGUUUCUCCAAGAGACACGGCAACCAUGGCCCUGCUUCUCCUCACCGUGACUGUCCCUCCUGUGCUACCAGCUGCCCUGACCACAGGAAUCGUGUAUGCACAAAAGAGGCUGAAGAAAAAGAAAAUCUUCUGUAUUUCCCCACAGAGAAUCAAUAUGUGUGGACAAAUAAACCUCGUGUGCUUUGACAAAACUGGCACUCUUACGGAAGAUGGGCUGGACCUCUGGGGGACUGUCCCUACUGCUGACAACUGUUUUCAGGAAGUGAAUAGCUUUGCCUCAGGCAAGGUUUUGCCAUGGGGCCCGCUGUGUGCUGCCAUGACCAGCUGCCACUCUCUGAUCCUUCUCAAUGGGACCAUCCAAGGAGACCCACUGGACCUCAAAAUGUUUGAGGGCACUGCCUGGAUAAUGGAAGAUUGCGAUGCAGACUACCGCACAUUUGGGAUGCCAGGUUCAAACAUAAUAAUAAAGCCAGGACCAAAAGCCAGUUGGAGUCCCGUGGAAGCCAUAGCCAUCUUGCGCCAGUUUCCAUUUUCCUCAAGCCUGCAGAGGAUGUCUGUGGUCGCUCAGGUGGCAGGGGAGGAUCACUUCCAUGUGUACAUGAAGGGUGCCCCGGAGAUGCUGGCCAAGUUCUGCAAGUCUGAAACAGUACCCAAGAAUUUCCCACAGGAACUCAGGAAAUACACAAUACAAGGCUUCCGUGUCAUUGCUUUUGCCCAUAAAGGCUUGAAGAUGAAGAAGCUUUCAGAUGUAGAGAAUAUAGCGAGAGAGAAGGUGGAGUCAGACUUGACAUUUCUGGGACUUCUCAUAAUGGAGAAUCGCUUGAAAAAAGAAAGCAAGUCAGUCUUGAAGGAACUGCAUGAAGCCUGCAUCAGGACCGUGAUGAUUACAGGUGACAACCUUCAAACAGCGAUUACUGUGGCAAAGAAUUCUGAAAUGAUUCCUGGAGGAAGCCAAGUGAUCCUUGUUGAAGCCAAAGAACCAGAAGAUUUGGUUCCUGCCUCUGUGACUUGGCAGCUGGUUGAAAACCAGGAGAAUGGACCAGAGAAGAAUGAAACCUGCGUUAACAUUGGGAACAGUUCGGUGCUUGAUGGAGCAAGAGGGAGCUGUUACCAUUUUGCAAUGAGUGGGAAAUCCUACCAAGUGAUAUUUCAGCAUUUCAACAGCUUGCUUCCAAAAAUCCUGGUGAAUGGAACCAUUUUUGCAAGAAUGUCUCCUGGGCAGAAAUCUAGUCUUAUUGAAGAAUUUCAGAAAUUAAAUUACUAUGUGGGCAUGUGCGGAGAUGGAGCUAAUGACUGUGGGGCUUUGAAAAUGGCUCAUGCGGGCAUUUCGCUGUCAGAGCAGGAGGCAUCUGUAGCCUCCCCUUUCACCUCGAAAAUAGCCAACAUCGCGUGUGUGCCUCAUCUCAUCAGAGAAGGCCGAGCUGCUCUGGUUUCAUCCUUUGGGGUAUUUAAAUACUUGACCAUGUAUGGCAUAAUCCAACUUAUUGGUACAUCACUGCUCUAUUGGCAGCUACAGCUCUUUGGGAAUUACCAGUAUCUCAUGCAAGACGUAGCCAUUACCUUGAUGGUCUGUUUAACAAUGAGUUCAACUCAUGCCUACCCCAAACUGGCUCCUUACCGACCGGCAGGACAGCUCCUCUCUCCCCCUUUGUUGCUCUCAGUCUUUUUGAACACCUGUUUCACCUGCAUUGUGCAAAUCUGUGCAUUUCUCUAUGUGAAGCAGCAGCCCUGGUAUUGUGAGGUCUACAGAUACAGUAAGUGCUUUCUGGACAACCAAAGUAAUUUCUCAAUGAAUGUGAGUUUGGAGAGAAAUGGGACUGAAAAUGCAACGCUGGUUCCUGGUUCAGUUUUAAGUUUUGAGAGUACCACACUGUGGCCCCUCACCACCAUCAACUGUAUCACAGCAGCAUUUAUCUUCUCUAAGGGAAAGCCAUUUCGAAAACCCAUCUACACAAACUAUAUAUUCUCAUUUCUGCUGAUAUCUGCCUUGGGCCUCACAGUUUUCAUUCUGUUUUCUGACUUUCAAGAUAUAUAUCGUGGAAUGGAGUUCAUCCCAACACUGGCAUCAUGGAGGGUUUCGAUUUUGGUGGCAGCCAUCACCCAAUUCUGUGUGGCCUUCCUCGUAGAGGAUUUCAUCCUUCAAAAUCGAAAGCUCUGGCUAUGGAUCAAAAAAGAAUUUGGAUUCUAUUCUAAAAGUCAAUAUAGGCACUGGCAAAAAACGCUGGCGGAAGAUUCCACCUGGCCUCCCACAAACAGAACGGAUUAUUCAGGUGAUGGUGAAUAUGGAUUCUACAUCAACCGUGGCUAUGAAAGCCCUGAAGAGAUUCCAAAAGCGAAACUCGGAUUGGAAGGCCAAACCACAGAACAGCAUUUUUGGACCAGGCUGUAAUCAGAAUUAUUGUCAUAUGGGGUUAACAGCAUCUCCUUGCUCCCAGAAACUAACAUAUUGUGGAGAGGUGAUGACAGUCUACCUCUACCUUUAUCCAUCAGAGAAUUCAAGGUGCAUUUCUCGAUGUAUUGAACCUUGCAAAAAAGAACCUUAAAUAUGCUUAUUUUGACUGUAUCCUCCACUACUGAGGAAAAACAUGAACUUCCUCGAUUGUCUUUUUUUUUCCCUUAAUAUUGCAUACCAUUAUCCUGGCGGAAAUGCCCAAGCUUUUAUGGUAGUGAAAUUAGUGGUAUGAACAUCAGUAGAAGGAAAUUUCAAGAAGAGUUUGGUCUUUGAAAGUUUCACCAAUAUAUCUUUAAUUCACAGACAAAUAAAAGAAUAAGUCUUUCUAUCAAUAAAUUAUCACAAGUUUACUGAACCUUA